Messenger RNA from Guillardia theta CCMP2712, 807 nucleotides. RefSeq lists its product as hypothetical. The record is from RefSeq and is a predicted model, not a curated record. The transcript has 10 exons. Lineage: Eukaryota; Cryptophyceae; Pyrenomonadales; Geminigeraceae. The coding region runs from base 1 to 807 and encodes 268 amino acids.
AUGCCUGUCCACGAACACACACAUGUACAGUCAGGAGCAGCAACAGCCGCAGAAUCGAACCAUUACGUCGUGAUUCAAGUCGCAGCACCAGAUGGCGAGAAGCAUCCGAUGAAGGUAAAGACAGGGGAUGAUGUAUCCACGCUUCGAGCGCUGGUGAUGCAGAUGUUUGAUAACAGUGACUGGACCCAAGUAGCGGACAAGCGAGAGGAUAGAUCAAACUACUCUGACAUUCUUGACGAAGACACGGGAUUUGCCGAGGUCAUUGCCCUCCAGUCAAAUCCCCAAGGUCAAACUCAGAGCUACAUGGAUCGUUUUUCUGGGAGACCUCGAUCUUGGCUUGAGUGGGCUGACAAGAGAGGGAAACUUCGCCUGAUGUGUGGAGCUUACAUUCUUGAGGAUGGCAACUCGCUGGACUACUAUCACAUCGGUGAAGGAGCUGUCAUUCACCCUCUUUACGAGAGGUAUGGCGACACGUUAGACGCCUCUGCAGCCAUGCUGAUCGACCCGACAUGGUACAAGCAGCAGUACCUGCAGGCAAAGAGCUUGUGCUCGGAGAUGUCGAACUGGGACUGGCGAUCAACGGCUGACAAGGCCAAGGACUACUUCGCGCUUCCUUCCUCUGAGGGAAUUCUUGGAGCAGCGACAAGUUCGUCAUCGAGUCAGUCACACGAUCAGGCGCAGCCUCCAGUUCCCUCAGAGCAGCAGGCUGGCUGGUGGAAAAAUCCAUCGCUCAUGAUGCCAAGAUGGAGCAGCGUGAUGGGGGAUAAGACGUCCAACACAGUUGAUAAGAGCAACGACGAGCUGUAA